Messenger RNA from Fukomys damarensis (Damara mole-rat), 1967 nucleotides. Its product is annotated as uromodulin. Gene Ontology annotation, molecular function: calcium ion binding. Gene Ontology annotation, biological process: neutrophil migration. Bases 217 to 1710 code for a protein of 497 amino acids. The transcript has 12 exons. Lineage: Eukaryota; Metazoa; Chordata; Mammalia; Rodentia; Bathyergidae. The record is from RefSeq and is a predicted model, not a curated record. Gene Ontology annotation, cellular component: apical plasma membrane; cell surface.
GAUGCAGAGAAUAAUUGGAGGACAGACUGCCAGCCAGGGCAGGUGUGUAUAUAUUUGUAAGAGGUGUCUGCUCGAAAACGAUCCAGCCCUCCCUUCUGGCUUCAGGAAUUCAGCAUCAGAAACAGGGAGGAAGUGCCUGGGCCAACCACCCUUGUCUCUGGACAAGGACCUUGCCUCUGUCCCCAGGACCGGAAGGAGCUGUGCAGUGCAGAAGGGAUGGGGCGGCCACUCCCUCUGAGCUGGGUGCUGGUGGUGACAGUGGUGAUGACCUCUUGGGGCCUCGGAGCUGCAGCCAAUGAGCCCUCCUCUGAAGCAAGAAGGUGCUCAGAAUGCCACAGCAACGCCACCUGCAUGGAGGACGGGGUCGUCACCACGUGCACCUGCCGAGGCGGCUUCUGGGGCAACGGGCUGGAGUGCGUGGAUGUGGAUGAAUGCGCCACCCCAGAGGCGCACAACUGCUCUGCCAACAGCAGCUGUGUGAACACGCUGGGUUCCUACACGUGUGUGUGCCCCGACGGCUUUCUACUGAUGCCCGAGCUGGGCUGCACCGACGUGGACGAGUGCGCGGAGCCGGGGCUCAGCGGCUGCCACCCGCUGGCCACCUGUGUCAACGUGGACGGCAGCUACUCGUGCGUGUCCUACUGCACAGAUCCCACCUCCGUGGAGGGGACCUGUGAGGAGUGCGGUAUGGACGAGGACUGCAUAGCGAACGACGGCAGAUGGCACUGCCGGUGCAAACAGGACUUCAACAUCACUGAUGUCUCCCUCCUGGAGCGCAGGCUGGAGUGUGGGGCCAAUGACAUCAAGGUGUCCCUGAGCAAGUGCCACCUGAAGAACCUGGGCUUCCAGAAGAUCUUCAUGUACCUGCGUGACAGCCGCUGCUUCGGCUUCAUGGAGAAGGGCGAGCGCAGCUGGAUGUCUGUGGUGACCCCAGCCCGGGAGGGUCCCUGCGGGACAGUGCUGACCAGGAAUGAAACCCACGCCACCUACAGCAACACCCUGUACCUGGCCAAUGAGAUGAUCAUCCGUGACAUCAACAUCAAAAUCAACUUUCAGUGCUCCUACCCGCUGGACAUGAAAGUCAGCCUGAAGACUUCCCUGCAGCCCCUAGUCAGCUCCCUGAAUAUCAGCGUGGGUGGAACGGGCCUGUUCACUGUGCGGAUGGCGCUUUUCCAAAGCCCUGCCUACACACAGCCCUACCAAGGCCCCUCGGUGACACUGUCCACUGAGGCCUUUCUCUACGUGGGCACCAUGCUGGAUGGAGGUGACCUGUCCCGCUUUGCACUGCUAAUGACCAACUGUUAUGCCACACCCAGUGGCAAUGCCACAGACCCCACAAAAUACUUCAUCAUCCAGGACAGGUGUCCGCGCACUUCAGACUCCACUAUUCAAGUGGCAGAAAACGGGGAGUCUCCGCAGGGCCGAUUUUCUGUCCAGAUGUUCCGGUUCGCUGGAAACUACGACCUCGUCUACCUGCACUGCGAAGUGUAUCUGUGCGACAUCCUGAAGGAGAAAUGCAAGCCCAGCUGCCCCGGGGCCAGAUUCCGAAGUGGGGUCUUCAUAGACCAAUCCCGGCUCCUCAACUUGGGUCCCAUCACACGGAGAGGUGCCCAGGCCACAGUCUCGAAGGCCGCUUCCAGCAGCUUGGGGCUCCUGAGGAUCUGGCUGCCUCUGCUUCUCUCGCUGACCUGGACCUUGACACUUCAGUGAUCAGGGGUGUGAAACCCUGUGCUGCGUGGCUCCCAGCUCACUUCCUGCCGGCCAGGAGGGGAGGUGCCGGGGGGUGCGUGCCCUUCACCAGCCUGCUCGUAUUUGCACCCCUCUAUCCCUGCUUUGGACAGACAGCCCAUGUCAUUCAGUACUGCUCGCUCUCAGGAUGGGACUUGUGACUUGCCUGCACGUGAGGCCUUGUCUCCUUAAAGAGUGUGGCAUAAUGAAAAUUAAAGAAAAAAACACCUUUGAAGCCA